Molecule: messenger RNA, 553 nt
Organism: Triticum dicoccoides
Lineage: Eukaryota; Viridiplantae; Streptophyta; Magnoliopsida; Poales; Poaceae
Product: mitochondrial import inner membrane translocase subunit TIM17-1-like
Exons: 1
Coding region: 1-504 (167 amino acids)
Biological process (GO): protein import into mitochondrial matrix
Cellular component (GO): TIM23 mitochondrial import inner membrane translocase complex
Molecular function (GO): transmembrane protein transporter activity
Source: RefSeq, a predicted model, not a curated record
AUGGACGCGACAGGACAGACGGCCGAGCAGACGCCGCAACUUACCAUCAUCGAACAGAUCCGGCGCCAUGCAAUCUCCGGCGCCGUCUGCGGCUCCGUCGUCAACUUCGUCGAGGGCGCCUUGAACUCGCCGAGUGGGAGACGCCUCUCCGGCGGAUCUCUGGCCGUCCCCAAGAACGCGCUCAGAAUCGGCAGUUUUGUGGCCUGGUUUGGCGUCGUCAAAUCGAUUAGGUUGGCCGUGGCACCGGAUUACCCCUUUGAAACCACGGUCGCCUGGGGCGUCACCGACGCCCUCUUCUCCAUGCGUCACGGGCUGCGCGCGGCCGGCCGCUCCGGGAUCAGAGGUGCGGCCCUCGGCGUGCUCGUCGACAUGGCCGAACAUAGCUAUAAACGCCCCGGUGCCUCACAUCCACCGGCGGCAGAUGAUUGCUGCAGCACCCCUGAGUCGCCUGCUUGCCCGGCGGGAUUCCCGCCGCUGCCACACGUCGUGUUUGAUUCCUGUUAGUUUGUGUUUACUUUUUUGUUGUUGCGGGUAAGUUUGUUUUUACUUUGCA